GCUCUUCUUGGCUGGACGUUCGGGAGUUUUGGCAGUUCGUAGCGCGGCGCAGCGCCGGGAAGGACCGAGGCCACGCUUGGGGGGUAGGGCAUGGCCGGGGUCUCGGCGGAGAAGAGCACGCUGCUUCAUCUGUUCGCCGGGGGAUGCGGAGGGACGGUGGGGGCCAUCUUCACCUGCCCUUUGGAAGUGAUCAAGACAAGAUUGCAGUCCUCAAGGUUGGCUUUCCGGGCUGUCUAUUAUCCGCAGGUCCAUCUGGGCACGCUCAGUGGCGAAGGCGUGGUCCGGCCUACCUCUCUGCCUCCAGGUGUCGUCCAGGUGCUGAAGUCCAUUUUGGAAAAGGAGGGCCCAAAGUCACUUUUCCGUGGGCUGGGUCCCAAUCUGGUCGGAGUUGCGCCAUCCAGGGCUGUCUAUUUUGCGUGUUAUUCCCGAGCGAAGGAGCAAUUCAACCACGUCUUCGUACCCAACAGCAAUAUGGUCCAUAUCUCUUCGGCGGCUUCCGCAGCUUUUGUGACUAACUCCUUGAUGAAUCCCAUCUGGAUGGUGAAAACCAGAAUGCAGCUAGAAAGAAGAGUCUGCGGCUCGAAGCAAAUGAACACCCUCCAGUGCGCCAGAUACGUUUACCGCUCCGAAGGCAUCCGGGGUUUUUACCGAGGCCUCACCGCCUCCUACGCGGGCAUCUCCGAGACCAUCAUCUGUUUCGCUAUUUACGAGAGACUGAAGCAACUUUUAAAAGAUCCCAUCCGGUCUCCUUUCACCGGAAACCCGGAGAAGAAUUCCACCAAUUUCAUCGGAAUCACAGUUGCCGCCGCCAUUUCAAAAGGAUGUGCGUCUUGCAUCGCUUACCCACACGAGGUCAUCCGGACAAGGCUACGUGAGGAAGGCACCAAGUACCAGUCCUUCCUCCAGACGGCCCGGCUAGUAUUCCAGGAAGAAGGGUAUUUUGCUUUUUACCGUGGACUUUUCGCCCAGCUGAUGCGGCAAAUUCCAAACACAGCCAUCGUCCUUUCCACCUACGAAUUGAUUGUGUAUCUUUUAGAAGAGCAAGUGAAAUAGAGCCGUCCGAAGCACAGACCGAAAUAUAUAUAUAUAUAUAUAUAUAUAUAUAUAUAUAUAUAUUCACAACGAUUGUGGGACAGUUCACAACACACUAGGGGAAAAAAAACUUUGAAAUGGACAGUCUGCUUGCUGGAUGUUGUUUUGAGGAGGGGGCAUUUCUCCUCUCUACCCCUCCUUCCCUCUCCCUGCAAUUUCCCUUCCAGAAUCUUUGUUUUUAAAGGUAGGUAUGUUAAUAACAGUUUUUUUUUAACUUAAAUGAGACAAGGUUCAGAAAUUAAAAGAAUGACUGGAUUAAAUUAUGCUAUUUAAUUUCUGUGGAUGGUGUUGGGACAACCUCUUUUAUAUGUAUGUAUGCAUGUAUGUAUGUAUAUACACACACAUAUCUUUAUUGUG
Messenger RNA from Thamnophis elegans (Western terrestrial garter snake), 1449 nucleotides. RefSeq names its product solute carrier family 25 member 33 (gene SLC25A33). Gene Ontology annotation, molecular function: pyrimidine nucleotide transmembrane transporter activity. Gene Ontology annotation, cellular component: mitochondrion. Gene Ontology annotation, biological process: pyrimidine nucleotide import into mitochondrion. The transcript has 7 exons. The record is from RefSeq and is a predicted model, not a curated record. NCBI's taxonomy places the organism in Eukaryota, Metazoa, Chordata, Lepidosauria, Squamata, Natricidae. Bases 91 to 1053 code for a protein of 320 amino acids.